Messenger RNA from Lathyrus sativus (Indian pea), 1512 nucleotides. Lineage: Eukaryota; Viridiplantae; Streptophyta; Magnoliopsida; Fabales; Fabaceae. The record is from the annotation of a GenBank genome assembly.
AUGGGUUAUAUUCAGUAUGGUAGACACGGUCUUAGGAAUAUAUUUAGGUUUACAAAUGCAAGCAAUGUGUUCAGAAAAUCCAUGAGACAACCUUUGGAGUGUGCAGGCACUAGUACUACGUUACCCUUAUGUUCCCGUGUUCACGGCAAGUGUCUCUAUUCCACUUCUUCUGAUGCCAGAAUAGUGCAGGACCUUCUUGCUCAAGUGGAGAGGGAUAGGCUGAGAGAGAAAAAUGAUAGAAAAAGAGCUGGUUUAGACACUGCCGACAUUGAUGCUGAGUCGGAGGAGGAUUACAUGGGUGUAUCCUCCAUGAUUGAAAAGCUUGAAAAGGGGAAGCUCAAGGAAACCACUGAGUUGAACCGAUUCGAAGAACAAACUGAUUCUGAUAGUGAUGACGAAGACGUUGAUGCUUAUCAGAAGAAGUUUGAAGAUUUUGAAAAGAAGUUCAAGAGACAUGAAGAAAUGAUUCAGAGUUUUGCCGAUGCUGAUACGCUUGAUGAUGCUUUUAAAUGGAUGCAAAAAAUUGAUAAGUUUGAGGAAAAACAUUUUAAGCUUCGUUCUGAAUAUAGGGUUAUUGGGGAACUCAUGAAUCGCCUUAAAGUUGUAACUGAGCAAAAGGAUAGAUUCAUUCUGCAGCAGAAGCUUAACAGGGCUUUGAGAUUGGUGCAAUGGAAGGAAGCUUACGAUCCAGAUAACCCUGCCAAUUACGGUCUUAUUCAACAUGAACAGGUGGGGCCUAACGUCGAUACCUUGCAACAAUCUGGAUUUGAAAAGGAGAAUAAACCUGCACAAGGAGAUGAAGAUGCUGCAGCUGCUGACAGCGACGAUGAAGAAGAGUUUGAUGACAUGAAAGAAAAAGACAACAUAAUACUGGCCAAACUUGAUGUUAUUGACAAGAAACUCGAGGAGAAGCUAGCUGAACUCGAGUAUACGUUUGGAAGGAAGGGUAAAGCUCUCGAGGAAGAAAUUAGAGAUCUUGCAGAGGAGAGAAACGAGUUAACUGAGAAGAAAAGAAGACCUCUUUUCCGGAAGGGUUUUGAUGUAAAAUUGAUAGAUGUGAACCGAACUUGUAAAGUCACAAAGGGAGGACAAGUUGUCAAGUACACGGCUAUGUUAGCAUGUGGCAACUAUAACGGUGUUGUUGGUUUUGCAAAAGCCAAAGGCCCUGCAGUUCCAGUUGCCCUCCAAAAGGCAUAUGAGAAGUGCUUUCAGAAUUUGCAUUAUGUAGAGCGACAUGAGGAGCACACAAUUGCACAUGCAAUACAAACAUCUUAUAAAAAGACCAAGGUGUAUCUCUGGCCUGCAUCCACUGCAACUGGCAUGAAAGCUGGUAGAAUAGUCCAAACCAUACUGCAUUUAGGUGGUUUUAAGAAUGUCAAGUCAAAGGUUGUUGGUUCCAGAAAUCCUCAUAAUACAGUUAAGGCUGUCUUCAAAGCACUUAAUGCGAUUGAAACACCAAGGGAUGUUCAAGAGAAGUUUGGCCGAACUGUGGUUGAGAAGUAUUUAUUGUGA